AUGCGGGGUACUUUACAUAGCCUCAUGGUCCACAUCUGCUCCAUCCCCUUGAUUUUCCCACUCAGUCCUGCUUCACCCACUCAGCUGCAGCUUCCUGACGUCCCUGAAGGGUGGCCUCUGUCUUCAAAGCCUACCCCUCUGGCCCAGGUCUUACUUCGCUCCUUCCAGUCCAGGACCUUGGACUUCAGAGCUGACACUCUCUCCCCUGGGAACUUACCCCACAUUUCUCUCUCCUCCAAUUCUGGGCAGCCCCCGCCUCUGCUCACCUCAUUGCAUCUCCCAACUGGAAGAAGAGGGUCCUACAGACCCACACAGCGAAGCCCAGCUGCCCCACGCACACCCCACCAGGCUUGGCUGACCCAGUCACCUCUUCUGACACCAGCUGGCCAUUCCCUACUGCUGAUUCUCCAACCUUCCUGGUGUCCUGGGGCCCUGCCCUCCUUUCUGUUUCUUCUCGGCCACUUACCUCUCAUUUUGCCACCAGAACUCCAGAGAAAUAGAGGUCAGACGAUCUAG
Molecule: messenger RNA, 516 nt
Organism: Rangifer tarandus platyrhynchus (Svalbard reindeer)
Lineage: Eukaryota; Metazoa; Chordata; Mammalia; Artiodactyla; Cervidae
Source: the annotation of a GenBank genome assembly